AUGCAGGACAUUAUUGACCAUUUACCCAAAUUGCCUGAAAUCCAACAGCAAAAACUAACUAUUCCUGAAUUCGACGAAAUAGAAGUGAAACCAACUGACUCAGUAGAAAUAAAGAAAUUCAUACGUAAAGUAAAUUAUGAGUUUCUAGGAUAUCAUUGCAACCAUAAAGUUAUGGACAAAGAUUGCGACAUGGUUUAUAAAAAUAUUUCUGACAUAUAUAAAUCGGUGGAGUUUAAGACAUACGAUAACUUUGUUUCAUUAGUUGCAAAAUGUGUUUGGGAAAUAAGAGAUAAAGAUAGAAGAGGUAAGGUAUGGCAUGAACAGUUAAAACCAGCAGCUUUUGAGUUAAAGAAAACCAUUGACGCCUUAGUUGUUCUAGCUGGUUUUAUUUCAAUGUAUAACGCAAAAAUGAAUCCGCAAUGUUCAAAAUGUAAAGCAGCAAUAAGAAAAUAUAACUACUCAGUCAAAGAGAUAGAAAGAAUGCGAAACGACUAUGCAGACUUAAAGAAAGAAGCAGAAAAGCCAGCAGAAGAUAAAAUGGAUAUGUUGACAUUUCUGAACAAAAACUAUCCAACUGCAGAAGAUUUCCUUCUGUCUGACGUCAAGAAGAAAUAUAAAGAGACUUUCGGCAUGAUUAAAACAUUCGAUGUACUAAAAGAAGAAAUUGAAGCUACGAAAUUGUUUAGGAUUUCAAAUAUACAUCGUACAAUUCAUGUAAAACGCUUGUGA
This is a messenger RNA of Trichomonas vaginalis G3, 729 nucleotides long. RefSeq names its product organellar and viral DNA polymerase type B. NCBI's taxonomy places the organism in Eukaryota, Parabasalia, Trichomonadida, Trichomonadidae. The record is from RefSeq and is a predicted model, not a curated record. The transcript has a single exon. The coding region runs from base 1 to 729 and encodes 242 amino acids.